AUGUCGACCCCAGAGCUCGUGCCGCAAACAGAGUCCAUCGCCGAAGUCUACGCUACAGACGAGGCUUCGCUGGCAUCUGUUGCACCGCAGCACCAGCAACGAUGGACUAACCUCGUCUCCCAAUUCAAUAAGACCUACAGCUACCGCCCGGACUUCGUGGCGCGCAGUCCUGGCCGUGUCAACAUCAUCGGCGAGCACAUCGACUACUCACUGUACGAUGUCCUGCCAACCGCCGUUAGCGUCGACGUGAUCAUGGCCGUCAAGGUGGUCCCUGCCAGUGGUACAGAGUCGAUCAUCAAGAUCGCCAAUGUGUCACCCGAGAAAUUCCCCACGCGCGAGUUCAGCGUGCCCCACGAUAAGGACGUCGAGAUUGACCCCAAGAAGCACGAGUGGGUGAACUACUUCCGCGCCGGUCUGUCCGGUGCUCUCAAGUUCCUGCGCAAGGAGAAGUCCGAUGGAUCUUUUGUUUCUGCUAGCAUGGAGAUCCUUGUUGACGGCAAUGUUCCUCCCGGUGGUGGUAUCUCUAGCAGUGCUGCCUUCGUUUGUGCCAGUGCCUUGGCCGUCAUGAAGGCCAACGACCACAAUGUCUCUAAACAGGAUCUUCUGGAUCUUGCUGUUGUUUCGGAGCGUGCUGUCGGUGUCUACUCUGGCGGCAUGGACCAAGCAGCAUCAAUCUUCUCCAAGCGCGGCUACCUUCUCUACACCCAAUUUUUCCCCCAGUUCCAAGCCCAACACGUGCCAAUCCCCAAAGCCGCAGACGAAAUCACCUUCCUGAUGGCCCAAAGCUUCGUGACCUCCAACAAAGCCGACACCGCCCCACGCCACUACAACCUGCGCGUAGCAGAGUGCACCCUUGCUGCUGUAAUCCUCGCCAAGAAUUACGGCCUCACUCUACCAAAGGACAACAGCUCCCUAGGUUACAGUCUCCGCAACUUCCAAAACGAGCUAAUGACAAAGGAAGGUCGCCUGCAAGACCCACUGGAAUACCAAAUCGACUCAGUAAUCCAAGCCACACAAGACCUCUUCACAAAAGAAGAAGGCUACACGCGCGAAGAAAUGGCCUCGCUGCUCAGCAUCACCGUGCCAGAACUGGAAUCGACCUUCCUCUCCGCCUUCCCCGUUCAAGCCGAGCGCUUCCGUCUCCGCCAGCGCGCCCUGCACUGUUUCAAGGAAGCGCGCCGCGUGCUCGAUUUCAAGGCUUGUCUCAGCAAGGCGACGGAGCUGGACGAGAAGCGCAUUCACUAUCUUGGUCAAUUGCUCAAUGAGUCCCAGGCUUCGUGCCGCGAUUCUUAUGAGUGCAGUGCGCCUGAGGUCGAUGAUAUCUGUGCUAUUGCUCGUCGGGCUGGUACUUGGGGUAGUCGGUUGACUGGUGCUGGUUGGGGUGGCUGUACUGUUCACAUGUUGCCUCAGGGUAAGGUUGAGGCUGUUACCAAGGCCCUGCGGGAGGAGUAUUAUCUUAAGAAGUUCCCUGAUAUUACUCAGGAGAAGUUGAAACAAGCUAUGGUUAUUAGCAAGCCUUCUAACGGGUCUUUCUUGGUUACCGGCGCUGCUAUUGACCAGAUUCCUCUCUAA
Messenger RNA from Penicillium antarcticum, 1572 nucleotides. RefSeq lists its product as uncharacterized. The transcript is spliced from 3 exons. Gene Ontology annotation, cellular component: cytoplasm; cytosol. Gene Ontology annotation, biological process: galactose metabolic process; carbohydrate phosphorylation. Gene Ontology annotation, molecular function: ATP binding; galactokinase activity. The record is from RefSeq and is a predicted model, not a curated record. The coding region runs from base 1 to 1572 and encodes 523 amino acids. NCBI's taxonomy places the organism in Eukaryota, Fungi, Ascomycota, Eurotiomycetes, Eurotiales, Aspergillaceae.